AGGAAAACCCUAUGUGAAAUGUCCUUUUUUCGGUGUAGGUUCUUACCCAAUGUAUAUCCUGGGAAGCCGGGAUCUGUUUUAAUUCUAUCUGGGCCUGGGCCUGACUUUAGAGACUUGACUGAGCAUAACUUCUGCCAACCAGCUCAAAUUUUCUUUUUAGACUGUGAUGAUGUCCUGAAAAUACACCCUUCAGGUGCCCCAAGUGGUCUUUUCAGUAUCAAGCCAGCAGGAUCCAGUAAGUUUGUUUCUGUUUACUGUGACCAAGAGACCAGUUUGGGAGGAUGGCUUUUGAUCCAGCAGAGAAGUGAUGGAUCAUUGAAUUUUAACCGGACAUGGCAAGACUACAAGAGAGGUUUCGGCAAGGUCAAUGCCAAAGGAGAAGGAGAAUUCUGGCUAGGUAAUGAAUAUCUCCACUUGCUCACUCAGAGGGAAUCUGUCCUCCGGGUAGAACUAGAAGACUGGGAUGGGAAUGAAGUAUAUGCUGAGUAUAAUGUCCAUGUCGGCUCUGAAGCAGAAGGGUAUGUCCUACGGAUUUCCUCCUAUGAGGGAACUGCUGGGGAUGCCCUGAUUGAAGGUUCUGUGGAAGAAGGGACUGAGUACACAUCUCAUGCCAACAUGAAAUUCAGUACCUUCGAUCAAGACAACGAUCAGUGGGAGGAGAACUGUGCUGAAAUGUAUGGAGGUGGCUGGUGGUACAACAACUGUCAGGGGGCCAAUCUAAAUGGUAUUUACUACCCUGGGGGGUCUUAUGACCCAAGAGACAACAGUCCUUAUGAGAUUGAGAAUGGAGUGGUCUGGAUCCCCUUCAGAGGUUCUGACUAUUCCCUCAGGACGGUUCGCAUGAAAAUCAGGCCUCUAGAGACCCAGUGACCAGAAUAGGAGGAAAAAAAAAGACUGUUUUGUUGGUUUGUGUUGUAGAGUUGUAAAAGAAGGCAGAAGGAAGGAGGAGUUAGGGGGUAUAGGUCUUUACGAGUCUCAACAAACCCCAGGUGCUAUUUGAUUUCCCUUUGUACUGUAGCUAAAUGCAACCGAGAUAUAUUUGUACUUCUAAAAAUAAAGUUCUAUGAUUUUUUCAUCUCUACAAUAA
This is a messenger RNA of Trichosurus vulpecula (common brushtail), 1087 nucleotides long. Its product is annotated as fibrinogen alpha chain-like. The transcript has a single exon. Gene Ontology annotation, biological process: positive regulation of ERK1 and ERK2 cascade; positive regulation of heterotypic cell-cell adhesion; negative regulation of extrinsic apoptotic signaling pathway via death domain receptors. The record is from RefSeq and is a predicted model, not a curated record. Bases 19 to 870 code for a protein of 283 amino acids. Lineage: Eukaryota; Metazoa; Chordata; Mammalia; Diprotodontia; Phalangeridae. Gene Ontology annotation, molecular function: extracellular matrix structural constituent. Gene Ontology annotation, cellular component: fibrinogen complex.